Molecule: messenger RNA, 4968 nt
Organism: Zerene cesonia (dogface butterfly)
Lineage: Eukaryota; Metazoa; Arthropoda; Insecta; Lepidoptera; Pieridae
Product: lysine-specific demethylase phf2-like
Exons: 22
Coding region: 36-3389 (1117 amino acids)
Biological process (GO): protein demethylation; regulation of transcription by RNA polymerase II
Molecular function (GO): transcription coregulator activity; histone demethylase activity
Source: RefSeq, a predicted model, not a curated record
AAAAAAAACAUGCGUAAUGUCUAUUCGCCAGCAAAAUGGCGUCAUCGAAGGAAACUUAUUGUUUGUGUGGUCAACCUUAUAAUAUCGGGCAAUUUAUGAUAGAAUGUGACUGCUGCCGUGAGUGGUUCCAUGGAAGUUGUGUCGAUGUUAAAAUUUAUCAUUCAGACGAUAUUGAUAAAUACCACUGUCCAAAAUGUGCACAAACCUACGGAACUUCAGUAUUAAAAAUUCCUACAAACAAUCACCGUGCGGAUCGUUACGAAAUUGGUGCGGAGACAAGGCCGUCACAAGCAGGCACACCAGCAUGGGUGAGGGCACUGGCUGCUCGACCCAUGCGACCAACGCAGGCUGCGUUACAGAGGAUGAGGGCGGAUCAGUUUACAGAGGAAUUUGUGCAGGAUAAUGGAUUUACACGGCCAAUAAUUUUCCAUAGUACAGAUGGAUUGGACAUGAAAGUACCGAAUUCUGCUACAUUCAAUGUCAGAUCGGUUUUGAGAUUCUGUGGAGCACAAUUGGAGGUAGAAGUGAUAGAUGUAAGAAAACAGACUACGCUAAGAAUGCCGUUGGGUGAUUUUGUGGAAUAUUUUGAAACACCACCAGAGCAUAGAGAUGAAAAAGUUUUAAAUGUGCUAAGUUUGGAGUUUAGUGAUACACCUAUGGCCGCACUAGUAGAGCCCCCGGGGUUGGCUCGCCGUCUCGACUGGGCGGAGCGCGUGUGGGCCGGCGGGUCGUCGCUGGAGACGCGAGCGAGGCCAGCUGUGCAACGCUACUGUCUGAUGUCCGCGGGGGGCUCCUACACUGAUUUCCAUGUGGACUUUGGCGGUACAACUGUGUGGUAUCAUGUGCUGCAUGGACGGAAGAUAUUCUAUUUAAUACCGCCGACAUCGACAAACUUGGCAUUGUACCAACAAUGGAGUGCGGCUAACAAUCAAACUGAGAGAUUCUUUGGUGAUAUGGUGGAAUGGUAUGGCACAGCAGAAGUGUGUCCUGGGGAGAGCCUAUUCAUCCCCUCCGGCUGGAUACACGCAGUGUACACUCCCGCGGAUUCGCUUGUGUUCGGUGGCAAUUUGCUGCAUUCGUAUGCUAUUGAAAUGCAGUUGCAAAUAUAUGAAAUAGAAAGUCGCGUGGAGACACCAAUGAUGUUCAGAUAUCCGUUGUUCGAAGCGAUGCACUGGUACGCGGGUGCGCAUCUAUUGGCCAUGCUGAGGCGGCAUAACGAAGAAACACAGGAUGAAGAUUUUACGCUAAGCGAAACCUGCUUACCGCCAGCGCAGCAGGAUUUACCUCCGCUACUGUUGCGAGGCAUUAAAAUAUUGGCGAAUGCGCUUAAAGAGUGGCACGCAUUGAAAAGUACUGACACAUCAAAACGAGACAACGUACCGAAAUGCCUCAAUUCGGGACAACUGGUGCGCGAGCUGUGCAAGGAACUGCGCAUAUUGGAGAAGCGUAGCGGCACUAAUAAGGAUAAAGAUACUAAAGUGAAAAAUCAUUCGCCCACAAAGUCUAAUAAUAAAAAACAGACAUCGACCCAAAAGAAAUCGCUCAAGCUCACGCUACCAAAACCUAUAAUGCACAUGACGCCAAAUUCACAAAACGGUGAAUUUGUAGAAGAGAAAAUAUACGCAGAUAAAUAUUAUGUAGAUAAUAAAGAAGUAGCAUAUGCAGAUAGAUAUGCCACUGAUAUGAAAUAUGUCAAUGAUGUCAAAUAUGUUGGCAACGAUGUCAAAUUUGUUACCAAUGAUGUCAAGUAUGUCAACAAUAAUGCCAAGUUUGUCAGUAAUGACGUCAAAUUUGCCAAUAGUAAUAUCAAGUUUGUGAAUAGUGACGUGAAAUUUGUGAACACUGAAGUUAAAUAUGUGACCGCUUUGCCAGAAGCCAAGUAUAUAGUUGACAAGGAGGUGCUGCCGGAGAAGUAUACAUAUCAGAAUUAUGAGGUUGCAUACCAAGAUGGAAACGGCUUUGUUGAACGGCAUGAAAAGAAAAAUUUAAAGGUCAAAAUUAACAACUCACCAUCAUCGUCCCGCGAGGAGCCACCACCGUACAGCCUUCCGGAACAUUCUAUACUCAAAUCGCAUUUAAUCAGGUCGGAUAGGACGUUAAAGCCCAUACAACAAUGGACGAUAUCCAAAAAAGAUAUUGGGGAUUAUCACGAAGAAGUGUUGUACACUAAUGAGAAUCUACAGGCGAACGUGAGGUUGGAGGGGCAGGAGAUUAGUUACGGACCUGGUAUGUACUCAGCGGAAGAUAUACAACAUGACUACCAAUACUCAGAAACGGCUAAGCCGGGCUCGUACCAGCAGUACGGCAUACAGCCGGCCACGGAAAUUGCGUACGAACCGUAUCAGAGGUAUACGGACGUCGUGCAAACGCAUCAAAACCCCACGUACAGCACGUCCGGCACACAAGCGCAGAACGGCGUGUACGCACACGCUCACGCGCACACGCACGCGCCGGCGCACGCGCACAACCAGCUGCCGUCGUACGACGCGGCAAUCGCGCACCAGUACAGUACUAGUAAUUAUGUGAUAGAAGAGCAGAAGCCGACAGAGACAACGCCAGCGACGCCGGUGCGGCGCUCGGAGAGAGCGGUGCGGCGGAGGAUGUCCAACACGUACGAGUACGAGGAUGGCGACUUGUAUGUCGACGAGCCGGCGCCGGCCCGGCGGCGGCCGGCGAAGCAUAGACACAACCAUAGACAACACACUGCGUCAAACAGCGCAGGCGCAUACAGAUCGCGGCCGGCGCCUGCAAACGGCAUCGAAUCUCUCAUACAGGCCUCCGUUCUCGCUGAGGAGGAGCAACCCGUCACCGAGACCACACCAAGCAGUAGUAAGCGGCAGGCAACCAGGAAGGCAGCACCGAACAGCGCUGACGAGGACUUCGAUGAUGAGGAAGACGUCAUUAAGGAAGUCCACAGAGACGAGGAGUAUGUGUAUCCAUCACUGGAGAUGAGUUCGGACGAGGACGACGAUUGGACGUCGUCGCGGCGGCGGCGGAACUCCAAGAAUAGAAAUGACAAUAAGGCUAAGAGUGAAAAGGACGAGUCGUGGUCGCCGCGCGCGCGGCUCGGGCGGCUCGUGCCGCGGCUGCGCGGGCCCGCGCGCUCCGCCGUGCGGCGCGAGUGCGUGCGCGCCGCGCUGCACGCCGCCGCCGCCGCGCGCCCCCACGCCCACCCCCACCCGCACCCGCACCCGCACCACGCGCACGCCGCCGAGCCCGCCGCCCUGCUCGCGAAUCCGAAACGAGCUGUGCUAGCAACAAAGAGCCGGCGGCCCCCGCCGCCCGUGCACAACCCAUCUAAUAGCAAGAAUAUAAGACUGAAAAAAGGGAUGAAGACGGCGAAACAGCGCCUCGGCAAAAUACUGAAAAUACACAAAAUGAUAUAUUAGUUUAGCGAAUAGAUUCUAUUAUAUUAUUAUUGUAUAGUUAAUUGAAUGUUAGCGUAAUGAGUAAAUAAUAUGAUUGUUAGAUGUAUAUUUUCUAUAUAUAUAUACAUAUAUAACUAUUUAGAUGAAGGACCAAUUGGUGUUGUGGCGGUGCGAGUAUGUAACGGACACUUUGUACGCCAUUUUUGUUCCAUUCAUUCAUUAAUUCAUUCAUUCAUUCAUUUAUGACAUAUAGCUUUUUUCUCGUGGUAUUUUUUGUAGAUUAAUACGUACAGUGGUUUGUAUGUUUGUUCACCGAUCGUUCUUGAUGUUAUUCAUUCGUUUAUGUGUGGAUAAUUUAUUUAAAUUUCAAAUAGAAAAACUGUGAAGUGUGUGGCUGAUUUAUUGAACAAGACUUGAUCGACUUGACACUAUAUGCUUGCAAUAUUUCUUUGCGAGUGUGAAUUAAGAAAUUUUUUUUCGCCGUUUGGUGUACGUGGAAAUACAAUAAUGUUUAAUAAUCUAUGAACAUGAUACUAAUUACGUAUAUUACUAUGCGAUUCAACUAAGUUAGAUUUUACGUUGGAAAAAUGCGAUUUACUUAGAAAAACUUUUCGCAUCCAAAAAGCGGUAUAUAUUAAUUUGCCCGACUGUUACAUCAAAGUUUAAAUAUCACUAUUUCUUAGGUCAUUGGUUCGUUUGAACUAAUGUUUUUGCCGUCACAAUAUGGCGCCGAAACGAUCCUUUUCUUAGUUGAAUCGCGUAGUAUGUGACGAAGCGCAUUUCGCACUUUUCAUAAAUAUAUAUUAUAACCAAAUGUAGAAUAGAAUUAUUUUUGUAAAGCCUAGAUCUGAUGUACAUAUAACUAUACAUACAUACAUACAUACUUGUGCAAUCUAUGCGUAAACAUAUGUGUUAUGUAUGGUUUUUUUAUUUGUUUGUGAAAAAAGAAAGUGUAUCUGUCUUUUAUUUGUAGUACUGGAGACCUUUGAGAAGCGAUUAUUAAUGAAAUUUGGAUUUUACAUGGACGUGUUUGUGAGUUUGUUUAAGCGUGGCUUCUAAAUCGAUAGAUUUGUUGACGUUGCUAUUGGUGCAAUCUCAUAAACAAUUUAUAUAUUUUAUGUGAGUUUUGUGGCGUAAGCAUAAACCGCACAUCUAAAUUUAACUAAAUUUUUUACAUUACCACCAUGUACCUUUUUAACCGACCUACCCAAAUUGAGAACUCAAUUUGACUGCAUUUUUUAUGCUUCCUUACUCGAUAACUAUGUGGGUCUAUCAAAUUCGUUUCCAUUUUAAAAUCUGAAAGUGGUACUUCUAUCCAUUUUUCAUAAUAAAAGAAAUAUUUUAAUUCUGUGACAGUUAUUGGUAAACGCUUCUCAUUCGAUAGUAGCUAGUAAGAGACAGAUCUCGACCACCACCGAAAUAAAUGAGAUGUAGGUAGGUACUGUGUAGGCUCGAUUUAAGUAUUAGUUGGUUAAGUUGGUAGGCUUAGAUUCGUUUUUUAUAUUGUUAUUUUGUUAGUUGAAAAUUUAUUUGUAAAUACUGUUCGUUCGUUGUGCGUGAUGUUUAAUUGAAAUAGCCUAAUUAAUAUUGGUCGUUUAAU